CUAGCAUGUUUCUGAGAACACUUGUUCGAGCUGGCGUUGCGCUAUUACUGGCAGCUAGCAUAUCCAUAACUCGCGCUGUCUCUCUUGUCAAGGACGAUCUUGAUACUACCGUGACCCAGGAAGCGGGACACGUCGAGCUUCAAUCCGAGGCUCACAAUGCAACUGGCAUUCGUUUUGUCAAGAACUCAGGAAUAUGUCCAUGGUAUAUCUCCGUUCCCUGCCAGCUGCUCUGGAUAUAUUCUGACUUGGGACACAGUGGUUCUGGCUCUUCGAGUCUAGAAAUUCACCUCUGAACUGCCUUCACAGGUUGAAUGGCGGCCCUGGAUGUUCUUCUAUGGUCGGAUUGUUC
Suillus bovinus is the source of this 349-nucleotide messenger RNA. RefSeq lists its product as uncharacterized. The record is from RefSeq and is a predicted model, not a curated record. NCBI's taxonomy places the organism in Eukaryota, Fungi, Basidiomycota, Agaricomycetes, Boletales, Suillaceae. The transcript has 3 exons. The annotation marks the transcript as partial.